CUCGGCGGGCCAUGGCGCCCUGGGCGGGCGGCGAGCCGUGGGCGCUGUCGCCGCUGCGCGCGCUCUGGCUGGCGCUCGCCGCCGGCUUCCUGCUCGCCCUGCUGCUGCAGCUGCUGCCGCCCGGCCUGCUGCCGACCCACGCGCUCUUCCAGGACCUGAUCCGCUACGGGAAAACCAAGCUCGGGGCGCCGCCGCGCCCGGCCCUCUGCCGGGCCUUUGAUGUCCCCAAGAGGUACUUCUCACACUUCUACGUCGUCUCGGUGCUGUGGAACGGCUUCCUGCUCUGGCUCCUGUCUCAGUCUGUGUUCCUGGGCGUUCCCUUUCCACACUGGCUGCAUGGCUUGCUCACAGUUCUGGGGGCCACGCAGUUUUACAAGAAAGAAUUGAAGGUGAAAGCUGUACAAGUGCCCACUGCGGGCGGCGAGGGCACGCUGUCGGUGCUGCUGGUGCUGGGCUGCCUCUGGCUGCACAGCGCGCGGCGCCUCUUUGAGUGCUACUGCGUCAGCGUCUUCUCGCACGCCGUCAUGCACCUGGUGCACUACUGCUUCGGGCUGGCCUACUACGUGCUGCUGGGCCUGACGGUGCUCACCCAGGCGCCGCUGGACGGCCACCACGUGUACAUGAUAGGCAAGAACCUGCUGAGACAGGCGCGAUGGUUCCACAUCCUGGGCACAUUGCUGUUCAUCUGGUCGUCCGCCCAUCAGUACAGGUGCCAUGUCAUCCUAGGCAAGCUCAGGAGGAACAAAGCAGGCGUGGUCAUCCACUGCCAGCACAGGAUCCCCUUCGGAGACUGGUUUGAAUACGUGUCUUCGCCCAACUACUUGGCAGAGCUGCUGAUCUACGUGUCCCUGGCCGUCACCUUCGGGUUGCGCAACUUCACGUGGUGGCUGGUGGUGACCUACGUCUUCUUCAGCCAGGCCCUGUCUGCCUUGCUCAGCCACAGGUUCUACAGAAGCCAGUUUGUCUCCUACCCGAAGCGUAGGAAAGCGUACCUGCCAUUUGUGUUUUAGGAGAUGCUCGGGCCGGAAGACCCCGCACCGCAGCACUGCCAUGCAGGUUCAUUCCCGGCCUUGGGACAGUCUGCAGGCCCCAGGAGAAGCUUCUGUGGGACCAUUUGAAACUGUGAAGAGUUUUCUAUGCUGAAAAGUCAUUCCUGAGAGAGCAAAGGUUUGCCCUUCAAGAAAAUGCAAUCUGUAAGGCGUCUUCAGUAAAUGGUUGGCAGCCCUAGGGGUGCAGUGUCUGCCCUCUCAGAUGCCAGCAACCCCAAAAUGAGACUCCUGUGCAGGCAACUUCCAAGCGCAGGAACCAAGGGAUGCGGUGUUACACCUGUGCAUGCUCCCAUGCAGCAAGUACACACACACACACACACACACACACACACACAUGCACACGCACACACAUGCACACAC
Ochotona curzoniae (black-lipped pika) is the source of this 1409-nucleotide messenger RNA. RefSeq names its product steroid 5 alpha-reductase 3 (gene SRD5A3). The transcript is spliced from 6 exons. Gene Ontology annotation, cellular component: endoplasmic reticulum. NCBI's taxonomy places the organism in Eukaryota, Metazoa, Chordata, Mammalia, Lagomorpha, Ochotonidae. Gene Ontology annotation, molecular function: 3-oxo-5-alpha-steroid 4-dehydrogenase activity. Gene Ontology annotation, biological process: polyprenol catabolic process; dolichol-linked oligosaccharide biosynthetic process. The record is from RefSeq and is a predicted model, not a curated record. Bases 12 to 1010 code for a protein of 332 amino acids.